AUGCCGAGAGAUCUCAGCAGCGCAAACGUUCAUCCAGCUGUGGCAAGGUACUUGGCUGCUGGCGGCCGCCGUGUUGCCACAGCACCAGGCUAUGGCAAUGAGCAAGCUGUGGGAGAAGGCAUUCGAGACUCUGGCGUUCCGAGGGAGCAGAUAUGGGUCACAACAGCUUUGGAUCCUCCCAUUGUCAUGCCGCGGAAUCCACGGCAAUGGGUCGCGGGACAAGUAGAUGCAAGUCUCCAUCGGCUGAAUGUCACUUACGUCGAUGACAUGUAUCUCCAUUGGGGUGUUGAGCAAGUCUACAAAACGAAGCCCGACGUAGCGAACGUGACGGAGGAACAAAACUUGGAGCUGUACUGGGGUCUCAUUGAUGCUCAAAGAGCUGGAAAAGUCCGGCACAUUGGUGUUGGGCUCCACACGCAGAAGGAAAUCGAGUACCUGAUAAACUCCACAGGAGUCAAGCCAGACAUCAUGCAUGGAUGGAUCACACCUUUCAUGCCCAAGAAGCAGCUGGAUCUGGCAAAAUGGGCUAUGAGCCAGGGCAUGGCGACAUCUGCUUGGGGCCCCUACAAUUGGCAGAAUCUGGAUGAUCCGGAACAACUUGGAGCGCACAGAUCAAUUACCAGCGAGCUCGCCAAUAAGUACAAUGCAACUGUUUUUCAGGUCAUCGCCCGGUGGUACUUAGACCAGGGCAUUGCCAUGGCGACCAGCAUGUUGAAACCGUCCUACGUUGAAGAAGACUUGCAUUGCCUCCGAACUCCCCUGAGCGCUGAAGACACUGCGCUCUUGGAAAGUGUCAAGUGGGGCUGCCAUCAGACAGAUGCAGUUCAGCCACUGCCAGGAUGUGCCGACGACUAG
Symbiodinium natans is the source of this 855-nucleotide messenger RNA. Lineage: Eukaryota; Dinophyceae; Suessiales; Symbiodiniaceae. The record is from the annotation of a GenBank genome assembly.